Balaenoptera acutorostrata (minke whale) is the source of this 1384-nucleotide messenger RNA. RefSeq names its product proline rich 19 (gene PRR19). The record is from RefSeq and is a predicted model, not a curated record. The transcript is spliced from 4 exons. Bases 161 to 1369 code for a protein of 402 amino acids. Lineage: Eukaryota; Metazoa; Chordata; Mammalia; Artiodactyla; Balaenopteridae.
CGCUCACUCUCCGGCAGCGGCGGCGGCACGGGGCGUGGGGGGAGGCGAGACCAUCCAGCACCCGUGGAGGGGAGGAGAGAGAAACCACCCUACCGUGAAAGCAGAACAUUACCCUGCAAAGAGGGUAGUAGAAGACGCAGAAAGAUAAAGGAAAUUAGAGAUGCUGCAAGGCCCAAGUCCAGCCUGGAGCCCCUCCCGCGCAGCUCGUCUUACAGAUCUGUGGCCUCUGCUCCCCUCCCUAAACCUAUGGCUGACCAACAAUUUCAGCUGGGGCACCAUGGACCCCAGGGGGCCAGCCCCCAAGCCUUUCCAGCGGCCUGAGAAACCUGGUCGUGUCCGCCGUCGGAAGACCAGGCGGGAGCUUAACGAGGCCCUGGCGGGCAGUCGCCGGCCAUUGGCCCAUCAGGAUCCUCCCGUGGCCAGUCGGGAUCCACAUGUGGUCCUCCGGAAUUCUGUGGCGCCUACUGCCCCCAAGCUCGUGGUCAUAACCCAGGGGCGCCUGAGCCGGGAGCACCGGGGUCUCUUCAACCACGAGGUGAAAUCUCUGGACGUGGCACGGCUGCUUAGCAGUGGGUCCCUGGAGUCAGGCACCCCUGCACUCCCCACCAAGUCCUCCCCAAGCCCAGGCAGGGCCCAAGAACCAGCCCCACCGUCAAGGGGCAAGGAAAACCAGGUGCCUGGAGCCUCGGGCCCAGGCCCACCUAGUCCCCCCCAGCUCCCUGGCUUGGGGCAGCUGCUGGGGGAGCUGCAAUGCCAGCUGAUUCUGCCACAGGCCUUCCCCAGGAGGAACCUAGUACAAGAGGCCAGGGAUGCCAUCGUGGGCACCUUACAGGCCUGCCAUGGCUGUGUGCCUGACCUUACUCUGGUGCUCCGGGGCUGCCAGCCACACUUGCCAGGGACCAAGCCUAGGGGCUCUGAGAGACAAAGGAUGACACCCUCCUGGAUCAACAACCCUGAGGAGGCCCCAGGGGAGGGGAGGCAGAGGAGGCGAGAGGGGACAAAGGAGCUCACCUUCGCCAUGUCUCACACCGCCAGCACUUCUACUGUGUACCGGGUGAACCUGGCACCACCUAAAGGUCCCUGGCCACCCCCAUUGUCCCCGUUGCCUUCGCCAUCUGGGGCGGCCUGCGGCCCCCCAACAGCCUUUGAUCUGCUGAAAAGCAUCUGGCUGGUAGACACACCUCCCCCUCCCCGGCCCUGGGGGAUUGGCCCACCACAACCCCUGCCUCAGCCACCAUCACCCUUGUUGUCCCGAACCUCUGCCCUGGAUUGGAGCCCCAGCCCCCCUGCCCCACUGCCCAGCCUCUCCUGGGUGGUGGCCCAGAGCAGCCCAGAGGCCUGGUGCUUUCCACCCAUGAGACUGUACUGAGCAGGCUGAGGCUGG